GCGAAAUUAGGCGCAAAUUUAAGAUUGGAGUCAUCAAAGGAUAAAUCCGACAAUGGAAGACACCACAGGAGCCGAGCAGGAUGCAGACAAUGUGAUCCGCAUCAUGGUGGCCACCGAUAACCAUCUCGGCUACGGCGAAAAGGACGCAGUGCGCGGCGAGGACAGUUUCACGGCCUUCGAGGAGAUCCUGGAACUGGCGGUUUCUGAGGAUGUGGACAUGAUUCUGCUGGGCGGAGACCUUUUUCACGACGCGGUGCCCAGCCAGAACUCCAUGCACAAAUGCAUUGAGCUCCUGCGGCGCUACACCUUCGGCGAUCGCCCCGUUUCCCUUGAGAUCCUCAGCGAUCAGGCGCAGAGUUUCCACAACGCCGUCAACCAGUCGGUGAACUACGAGGACCCCAACCUGAACAUCGCCAUUCCGGUCUUCUCCAUUCACGGCAAUCACGACGACCCCAGCGGCUUCGGCCGCCUGAGCUCUUUGGACCUGCUGAGCACCUCGGGCCUGGUCAACUACUUUGGCCGCUGGACGGACCUCAGCCAGGUGGAGAUCAGCCCCAUCCUGAUGCGCAAGGGCGAGAGUCAGCUGGCCCUGUACGGACUGAGCCACAUUCACGACGGGCGGCUGGCCAGGCUCAUAAAGGACUUCAAGGUCAAGUUCAACUGCCCCGACACGGCGGCGGCGGAAGGCAAAGGCAAUGACGGCAAGGGCGACAAGAACGACACGGAGACGGAGGAGGAUUGGUUCCACCUGCUGGUGGUGCACCAGAAUCGCGCCGAUCGCGGGCCAAAGAACUAUCUGCCCGAGGAGCUGCUGCCGGGGUUCCUCCACCUGGUGAUUUGGGGCCACGAACACGACUGCCGCAUUGAGCCGGAGCUAAAUGCGAAGAAGGGGUUCUAUGUCUCCCAGCCGGGCUCCUCGGUGCCCACCUCCCUGUCCGAGGGCGAGGCCAAAAAGAAGCACGUCGGGCUGCUGGAGAUCUACAAGGGAAAGUUCAAGCUGAAGGAGCUUCCCCUGCGCACCGUGCGUCCCUUUGUCUUCGAAUCCGUUGUACUGCCCGAUCGUGCCGAGGAGCUGGGUCUGGACCAGGGCGAUGCCUCCACAAAGGUCUUCAAAUUCGCAAAGAAUCGGGUAGAGGACAUGCUAGAGCGGGCGAAGGCCCAGCUCACCGGCCAUCCCCGGCAGCCCACGCUGCCGCUCAUCCGGCUGCGCCUUCUCUACACGGAUGAGUCCUGCAUGUUCAACGCCAUUCGGUUCGGCCAAAUGUUCAGCACCCAAGUGGCCAAUGUCCAGGAUGUGGUGCAAUUCAGCAAGAUGAUCAAGAGGAGCAAGACAGAGACCGUCAGCCUGGACAAGGAGGCAUUGCGACGCGCACUGGAGGCGGAUAAUGCCACUCGAGUAGAGGAGCUGGUGGAUCGCUAUUUCGACGAGGCCAAGUCCAAUAAACCUCUAAGGUUGUUCCACUCAAAGGCAUUGGCAGAGAUGACCUAUCGACUGGUGGAGCGAAGGGAUAUUGAUGCAGCAGAAAAUAUCGUGAAAUUCUACAAGGAAAAGGCAGUGGAUCAUCUAAUGGAAUCCAUGCCUAACGAGGAGAACAUCGACGACGAGCUCUUAAAAUUUAGGACGCGCCAUAAGCACGAGGAUCUGCUAAAAAUGCUAGAUACUCAGGGAGUAAAAGUGAAGCGGGACGAUAAGUCCACUUCUGUCCUGGGUAGCGAAGCCAACGCCUCCACGGCAACCACGACGGGACGAGGGCGUGGCCGCGGUCGAGGAGCUGGAACUGGUAGAGGUCGUACUUCUGCCGCCUCAGUCGCCACACGAGGCAAGGCGCAGCUGGAAAUGACUGUCAAUAAUGCGCGUGCCUCAAGCAGACAGCAAACUAUCCUAGGCAGCAUCACCAGAGGUACUCGAAAUACCGCAAGCUAUGUUAUAUCGGAUGAUUCCGAUUGAUUAGUUUACAUUCCAAAACCUUAUUUUUGUGUUUGCCGAUCUUUAAGGGGAAUAAACAGAAGCUUUUUUUGUAUA
Drosophila rhopaloa is the source of this 2023-nucleotide messenger RNA. RefSeq names its product double-strand break repair protein MRE11 (gene mre11). Gene Ontology annotation, biological process: mitochondrial double-strand break repair via homologous recombination; mitotic G2 DNA damage checkpoint signaling; mitotic intra-S DNA damage checkpoint signaling. Bases 53 to 1948 code for a protein of 631 amino acids. The transcript is spliced from 5 exons. Gene Ontology annotation, cellular component: nucleus; Mre11 complex. The record is from RefSeq and is a predicted model, not a curated record. NCBI's taxonomy places the organism in Eukaryota, Metazoa, Arthropoda, Insecta, Diptera, Drosophilidae. Gene Ontology annotation, molecular function: DNA endonuclease activity; 3'-5'-DNA exonuclease activity; manganese ion binding.